UAUAUAUUCAAAGCUUGCCAAUGAAGUCUUGUGGAAUAAAUGAGGGUAUUUGUUUUCCAUAAAUCUGCAUUCAACAUUGCUGUUUCUUUGUCUGAAAGAAUGAAAUUUGAUAGGGUUUCAGAUGUUGGGCAAGAGCAUUGAGCACAACUUGUACUACUAUUUCUACUUGCUCUUCUUGUUGAGGUGUUGUGAAUCUUGUGGUUCAGUUUCUUUCUUUUGUAAAUGAAUGCGCAGAAGAUUGAUUGCCAAGAAAGAAUUAUUCAACAGAGCCAUGGACUAAUCAGUGAUUUCAAUUUUGAACUUGGUAGCCAGUCUUCUCAAAUUUUUGAUCUCCAACAACAGGCUUGGAACAUGGGAAUUUGGGUUCAGCAGCCAACCGAGGAUCAGCCAAACAUGUCACAGCUUCAAAGUCAUGGGCUUCCUAGGUCACCCUCCAGCAUUAUGAGCCGCUUCGAAUCGCCGGCUUCUGCUUUUUAUGCCACCGAGCGCUGUAUGGGAUUUUCACAGUAUCACUCUCAGGUUGGUAAUUUACAGUUCCCUUCAGGCCAAACUUACAAUGAAAGCUACAGCUCCAUGGAUUCAUCAGAGCAAGCUGAUCCAAAUUUAGACAUCAGAAACACCCUGCAGUCAAUUGUGAAAUCUCAACCCAGCAGCUAUCAUCAAUACCAGAAAUCCUCAGAGAAGCCUAAUCAAAUCCCUUUGCCAAGCAAUAACCUCUUUGAACAUCAACAAAAUAAGUUGCAGGGAGAGAGUACUGCCUCAGUUAGGAGACCCUCCUUGUCACUUCCUCCUAAAGAAAAUCAGGAUCAAGCAGGUGGUUGUAAUUCAUUCAGCACUUCUCCGGUUACACAGCUGAGCUUCUUUCCUCAGCAAGGAAAGCAAUCUCCAAGAAUUUCCUCUGGAAAUGUUUCCACUACCUAUGGUGAUUCUCCUUCAACUAGCCCCGUGCUCUCGAGUAAAACACGAAUUCGAUGGAAUCAAGAUCUUCACGAGAAGUUCGUUGAAUGUGUAAAUCGCCUUGGGGGCGCUGACAAAGCAACACCUAAGGCAAUACUGAAGAUGAUGUGCUUGGAUGGAUUAACCAUCUUUCAUGUUAAAAGUCAUCUGCAGAAAUAUCGAAUCGCAAAAUAUCUGCCAGACACUGCUGAAGGAAAAUCUGAGAAAAGAACAACUUUGAAUGUCGAACCCCAGCUUGAUAUGAAAACCCUCUUACAACCCAAUAAUGUCAACUUUUCUGGCAGUGGCUUGCAAAUCAAAGAGGCGCUGCAACUGCAACUAGAUGUCCAGAGGCGUCUUCAUGAACAGUUAGAGAUUCAGCGAAAUUUACAGCUGCGAAUUGAAGAACAAGGGAAGCAGCUCAAGAAGAUGUUUGAUCUGCAACAAAAAACAAGUAAUGACCUGUUUAAGACUCAGAACUUGGACAUCACAUGCCAUGAAGAUGCCCCGUCAGAUAGUCUAAAUGCCAUUCAGGUCUCAAGCCCUGAAGAUUCUGGGAAUAGCAAUUUCCCAUCCAAGAUAAGUUAGUCCAAAAUAGUAAAAUUUUCAGGCAUUCUCAGACAUAAGUGCUCAUUUGGUUAAAAAGUCCCAAACCAACAAAGCCUUGUCCCUUAACAGAAUCAAGAACACCUCAAAUGCUACUAUACUGGGUAAGAAAGCAAAGGAGAACAAGAAGAUGAGAUCAAUUAUAAAAGGAUAUGAUCCUAUAGAAUGACUCUUGUUAUUUUCAUAAAGCUUAUUGUGUGGCAGUAUUGUAACAACGGCUUAUUGUUUCCCUCAAGUUCUCAUGCUUUCCAUGUAAUCAUACUUAAAUUUUGUAAUGUGAAAUUUUUUUGCUGGUGUGGAAUUCAAUUUGUCAUACUUCUAGCCUUUAAGGGCUCGUUUGGUA
This is a messenger RNA of Prunus persica (peach), 1885 nucleotides long. Its product is annotated as myb family transcription factor PHL5. Gene Ontology annotation, molecular function: DNA-binding transcription factor activity; DNA binding. The transcript has 7 exons. The record is from RefSeq and is a predicted model, not a curated record. Bases 223 to 1524 code for a protein of 433 amino acids. Lineage: Eukaryota; Viridiplantae; Streptophyta; Magnoliopsida; Rosales; Rosaceae.